This is a messenger RNA of Oryza brachyantha (malo sina), 1152 nucleotides long. Its product is annotated as protein FMP32, mitochondrial. Lineage: Eukaryota; Viridiplantae; Streptophyta; Magnoliopsida; Poales; Poaceae. Bases 210 to 869 code for a protein of 219 amino acids. The record is from RefSeq and is a predicted model, not a curated record. Gene Ontology annotation, cellular component: mitochondrion. The transcript is spliced from 7 exons.
ACCCUCCUCCUUUCCCAAAUUAGCUCCGCCCAAUCCCCACCACCGCCGCGACCCUACCCCCUCAAACCGAGCGGAGCCGCGCAAAUCGGCCGCCGCCGUCGCCACCCGCCUCCCCCGGCUCGCCUAUAACCCAGCCCAACCGCCCCCCCACCGGCCGGCUCGCGUCCCCUCCGCCGCCCUCCGGUCCCGCACCGACUCGUUGGGAGGAGAUGGCCGCAGCGGCUGUCGCGUGCAGGCGCGGCCUGCUCCUGCAGCAGCAGUGGCCGCAGCAGCGGUGGGGCGCCCCCGCGCGCACCAUCUCGCAGCUCGUCAAGACCAACGGCCGCCGCGCCUUCCUCGUCGAUACCCUCGCCCUGGUGAGGAAGCUGGAGUCGCAGGGCGUGCCCACGAAGCAGGCGGAGGCGAUCACGUCCGCGAUCACCGAGGUCCUCAACGACAGCCUCGAGAGCAUCUCCGAGUCCUUCGUCUCCAAGGCCGAGAUGCAGAAGGCUGAGAUGCUGCAGGAGUCCAACAUCUCCAAGUUCAAGUCGCAAGUACAGAGCUCGCAGGAAAACCAUUUCUCUUUGUUGCAGCGGGAGACUGAGAAACUCCGUGGAGAUAUUGAUAAGAUGAGAAGUGAACUGAAGUAUGAGAUUGACAAGGUCACUGCAGGUCAGCGGCUGGAUCUAAACCUUGAAAGAGGGCGCAUCCGUGAUGAACUCGCCAAGCAGAACGAGGAAACUACAGAACUCACCACAAAGCUAGACAAGGAAAUUCACUCACUGAAAGCCCAGCUCGAGGCAGCAAAGUAUGAUGUCAUCAAAUACUGCAUAGGUACCAUUGUUUCGAUAUCGGCCGUGGGGCUCGCCGUGCUCCGCAUCGUGAUGUGAAGCACAGAUACGUUCUUUCCUUUACCCAUUCAUCCAUGGAAACUGCAAGAGAAGAGGAUAGGUUGUGAUUCUGUUCCUAGUUUUUUGGAGGGGACAAAGCCGUGGUUCAGGGGAACUGUUGUACCAUCAUCCUACUAGGGAGGAGAAAAGGGGUUCUUCCUCAAAACUUGUAAAAAUAGAUCGACCCGCAGGAGAAAUGCAGCCAAAAUCAAUUAUUCUUUUACCUGUGUUUGUUGGAGCUUCUUCUGAUGGUUUGGUUAACACGCUUCCUUUAUCUGUGGGA